AACGCUUGAGGGCUGGAGGACGCAUGUUCAGUCAAAUUAGACCUGAUAAGCAGAAAAUGGAGUUUAGGCUUUAAUAUUAUACGCCUCUACUGUUAAUCAGUUCAGAGGCUCUGUCUGCGCGCUUCCAUGGCUUCCGUGUCCCUCUCUUCUCUGUGCCUGAAGCAGAACCCUAAUUCUAUCAGUUUUAGCUCCAUAGCUUCCGAUCAUGUGAGGUUUGGUUCACCUACUAUUGAAUUCGGCUCCGUCAAGAAGUAUCGGAGAGAUAGAGCUGUCGUCUGCAGAGCUUCCUCGGUUGUCUUUCGCAACCUCGAUGCCGAUGACUUUCGGCACCCUCUCGACAAACAGAACACGCUGAUUUUGAGGGCGAUUCCAGGAUUGAAUGAGCUUGGAAAGAUUCUUCUAGGAUCCGUUGCAGAGCAAGUCAUGCUUCUGGAGAAUAUUGGAACAUCCCUUCUUGUUUCUAAAGAUCAGCUUUCUGGUCUACAUCAAUUGAUGGUUGAGGCCGCGGAAAUCCUCAAUAUUGAUGCUCCUGAUCUAUAUGUUCGUCAAAGUCCUGUACCAAAUGCAUAUACUUUAGCAAUAAGUGGUAAAAAGCCAUUUGUUGUUGUUCAUACUAGCCUUGUGGAGCUUUUGACUCGAGAAGAGUUACAGGCUGUUUUGGCUCAUGAGUUGGGUCAUCUCAAAUGCGACCAUGGUGUAUGGCUGACAUUUGCAAAUAUUCUUACCCUUGGAGCUUAUACCAUACCUGGGCUUGGUGGGAUGAUUGCUCAGAGUUUAGAAGAACAGUUAUUUCGUUGGCUUCGAGCAGCAGAGCUAACUUGUGAUCGUGCAGCCCUUCUUGUUGCACAAGACCCAAAGGUGGUCAUCUCUGUUCUAAUGAAAUUAGCUGGGGGCUGCCCUUCUCUGGCUGAUCAACUAAAUGUGGAUGCAUUUUUGGAACAAGCUCGCUCCUAUGACAAAGCUUCUUCAAGCCCAGUAGGGUGGUAUAUAAGAAAUGCUCAAACGAGGCAACUUUCACAUCCUCUGCCCGUUCUACGUGCUCGUGAAAUUGAUGAAUGGUCAAGAAGUCAAGACUACACAACUCUUCUGAAACAUGCAACACAGAUCACUGGUGCAAAGAAAGUUUUAACAACACCAGGAAGAUAGUCAAAAUCCAAAGCACUGUGAAAAGGCAGCCCUGCGUCUCACGGCAAAGAGCUACAGAGAUAAAGAGGAUAUGCUAAGAGUUUUUUCUGCUGUAAAAGCCUUGCUGUAAGUAAAUUCUGCAGAUUGAGGAUGCACGGGUCGUAACUCAUAAGUUGAGUACUUUGGCUUGUCAAUCUUGUAUUACAAAUUUAUUUGGUAAUUAAACUGUAUAUAUUGCAUUACAAAUUUAUAUUUUAUAGAGUUA
This is a messenger RNA of Prunus dulcis (almond), 1390 nucleotides long. RefSeq names its product protease HtpX homolog. The transcript has 9 exons. Lineage: Eukaryota; Viridiplantae; Streptophyta; Magnoliopsida; Rosales; Rosaceae. Gene Ontology annotation, molecular function: metalloendopeptidase activity. The record is from RefSeq and is a predicted model, not a curated record. Gene Ontology annotation, cellular component: endoplasmic reticulum membrane. Gene Ontology annotation, biological process: CAAX-box protein processing. The coding region runs from base 127 to 1146 and encodes 339 amino acids.